This is a messenger RNA of Pseudoliparis swirei, 1600 nucleotides long. RefSeq names its product transmembrane p24 trafficking protein 9 (gene tmed9). The record is from RefSeq and is a predicted model, not a curated record. The transcript is spliced from 5 exons. Gene Ontology annotation, biological process: endoplasmic reticulum to Golgi vesicle-mediated transport; COPI coating of Golgi vesicle; intracellular protein transport. Bases 16 to 687 code for a protein of 223 amino acids. Gene Ontology annotation, cellular component: Golgi apparatus; endoplasmic reticulum-Golgi intermediate compartment; endoplasmic reticulum. Lineage: Eukaryota; Metazoa; Chordata; Actinopteri; Perciformes; Liparidae.
CCCGCAGGAAGGAAGAUGGUGGCUGUCAGGAUGCGAUCGUGUGUGUCGUCGGUUUUACUCCUGAAUGUCUUCUACAGCGUCGUGUCCUCGCUGUAUUUCCACAUCGGAGAGACGGAGAAGAAGUGUUUCAUAGAGGAGAUCCCGGACGAGACGAUGAUCAUCGGAAACUACCGGACGCAGGUGUACGAUAAGCAGAGGGAGGAGUACAUGCCGGCCACUCAGGGCCUGGGGAUGUUCGUGGAGGUCAAAGACCCCGAUGACAAGGUGAUCCUGUCCCGGCAGUACGGCUCUGAGGGGAGGUUCACCUUCACGUCACACACACCUGGAGAGCAUCAGAUCUGCCUCCACUCCAACUCCUCCAAGUUCGCCCUGUUCGCCGGAGGCAUGCUGAGGGUUCACCUGGACAUCCAGGUGGGGGAACACGCCAACAACUACGCCGAGAUCGCGGCCAAAGACAAACUGACGGAGCUGCAGCUGAGAGUCCGGCAGCUGGUGGAGCAGGUGGACCAGAUCCAGAAGGAGCAGAACUACCAGAGGUACCGCGAGGAGCGUUUCCGUCAGACCAGCGAGAGCACCAACCAGAGGGUCCUGUGGUGGUCCAUCGUCCAGACCCUGAUCCUGGUGGCCAUCGGCAUCUGGCAGAUGAGACACCUGAAGAGCUUCUUCGAGGCCAAGAAGCUGGUGUAGCCCUUCACCUGGGGGAGUGUGUGUGAGUGUGUGAGUGUGUGAGUGAGUGUGUGUGUGUGUGUGUUCUUGCUGAUUGGCAGGUCGCUGCCGUCGGGAGGAAUUCAACCUGCUGAGGAGACGAGGGGCGGAGCUUAUCAGCCUCAAGGCCUGAAGACGACAUCAUCGUGGUCUCCGACGUUCUCGUUGUCUCCUCGCCUGUAUUUAUUACACCGGGGUUGUCAUGGCGAUGGUGUGUUAAUGGCCACUAGAGAUGUUUAGAAUCGCGAGAAAAUUACAAUCUGGAUUCAACUGUAAACUCAUUCAAGUGGAACAUUUUCUUAAAAGUAGAAAUCCUGCAAACAAAAAGUAAAAGAGAGAAACGGUUUGUCGCGUCUCAGUGAAACUCGAGCGGAUGUUUCUCUGCUCGUUUCUGAAAGAGAAGAAACUGAACAGAAGAGAAUCUUUACAUCUUCUGCCGGUGAUUUAAUUUAAAAGCCACCGUCGCUUUAAGGAGGAUAAAAUCAACUGAUAAUGAUCUUAAUAAUCUGCCAACCGACGGUUCUUUAGCCGAGGUGGGAAAGGGACAUCUACAUAUUUCCUGGAGCUUCAGCGUGAACUGGGAGAGCCGGUCUGAACCGGUUCCACGGCUCUGCGACUGAAAUGGGCUGAAGCUCCACUUUUAUUUCUCUUCAGGGACAAAAUCACAACUCGGAAAAGUCCAAUUUACGUUGUCAGUCACUGAAUAAAGGAAAAGGUCCCUCAACUUCACGAGAGAUCUACUUCCUCUUCCCUUCUUCUUCUGUGGUGGGUUCACGUUUCAGACUGUUUUGGGUUAGAAUUGGAAUCGGUUGGUUUUGUGAUUUAAUUUAAUUCUUCUGUCCGUGUGAAUCCGUCUCAAACUGAAUAAAGUUUUGUCACAUUUGGUUUGAAGGAC